This is a messenger RNA of Gossypium arboreum, 2042 nucleotides long. RefSeq lists its product as uncharacterized. The coding region runs from base 631 to 1554 and encodes 307 amino acids. The transcript is spliced from 6 exons. NCBI's taxonomy places the organism in Eukaryota, Viridiplantae, Streptophyta, Magnoliopsida, Malvales, Malvaceae. The record is from RefSeq and is a predicted model, not a curated record.
CUGCCUUAUCUAAUCUUUCUUUGUCUUUUAAAAGUUCUGUUCCAAUAGGUAUAGAAACCAAUAAAAUUUGAGAAUUUUUCGGCUUUUGUCAUCGAAACAAGAAUAAAAGGGAAACUUUUCCCUUAUUUUUUCUCGUUUUCUCGGACUUCACUUUGUUUUUCUUCUUCAGUUGGCGUGAAAUUUGGGUUUGUUAAAAGAAAAGAAACUUGUUUUGGUAGGUUUUGCGUAACUGGUUUUUGGAUUUAACUUGAAGAAUUAAACGUUGAAUGGUCGUAGCGUUUUCCAAAAAGAAAAAACAAAACCAUUUCCUUAUUUUUUUUUAUUAUCAAAACUAGAGAAAGCUUCAAUAUUCAACAAAAAAUUUUCCAACUACCAACAAAGACUAGGUUGAAUCCAGAUUUGUAUUUAUUUCAAUUUUUUUUUAAUUUAGUUUUCUUUCUCUCCAUUUUCUGUUUCCUUAAAUUUAGCUUAUUCAAGCAUUUUUUUUCAUUUAUUUAACGAAAUCGCGAUAAUCUCUCUCUUCCUCUAUCCCCCAUUGUUCUUUUCUUUUGUCUUCUUCAACUUGCCUUCUGUUUUCCCUUGUUUUUUUGAGUUAGAGAGAAACCCCUUAAUCUCUCUCUCUCCGAAAUCAUGAUUUUCGACUCUGGGUCAACGCAAUCGAACCUCGAUUGUUUCCUCCAUUGCACCACGCCUACUAUCAAAUCUCAUUUCCUCUGCAAGAGCGAGAUUAGGAACCUUAAUCGUUUAUGGCACCCUUGGGAAAGAGAAAAAGUUGAAUAUUUCACGUUGGGUGAUCUUUGGAAUUGUUACGACGAGUGGAGUGCGUACGGUGCCGGGGUUCCCGUCGGUUUGAACAGCAACGAAACCUUGGUUCAAUACUAUGUCCCUUACCUCUCUGCAAUCCAAAUAUUCACCAGCAGUAGAGAAGAAACGGAAUCAGGCGAUGGCGAGAGGGAUUCUAUUAGUGAUUCUUAUAGUGAUGAAAGCGAGUUAUGGAGAUGGGACGGUUGUUCAUCGGAGGAAGGUGGCUCCGAUCAAGACAGCCUUUGGCAUGUCAAUAAUAGAUUGGGUUACCUUUAUUUUCAAUAUUUCGAAAGAACUACACCUUAUGGAAGGGUUCCACUCAUGGAUAAGAUUAAUGGAUUAUCAAGAAGAUACCCUGGUUUGAUCUCAUUGAGGAGUGUAGAUCUUUCUCCAGCUAGUUGGAUGGCGGUUGCCUGGUACCCAAUUUAUCAUAUUCCAAUGGGAAGGACCAUAAAAGACUUGUCUACAUGCUUCCUUACUUACCACACUUUAUCAUCUUCUUUCCAAGAUAUGAAUCCUGAAGAUAACAUUGAAAAUCCUAAAAAGAAACGAAACGAAGGGGACGAUAUAUCACUUUUGCCAUUUGGUUUAGCCACUUACAAGAUGCAAGGCGACGUGUGGGUGUCAGGCAGUUGCGGCCAAGACCUAGAGCGACUAAUGUCGCUUUUGAGUGUGGCUGAUUCAUGGCUCAAGCAACUUAGGGUCGAACACCAUGACUUCAAUUAUUUCACCGGAAUUCGACGUGGCUAAAACAUAAAUUUACUUUACAAGUAAAUUUUCUUCGUGAAACCAAUCCCAUGGAUUAAAGUGACUGAUCACUAAUUACCAAAAAAAAAAAUACAAAAACAAAAAAAAGAGAGAAAAAACCAAAAAAAAAAAAGAGAGAGAAACCUAAGUACGGUUUUAUUCUGGUUUUGUGCUUUGUGAAGUAAUAGGGGGACCUUUAAACCUCAUGAGCAUUUGUGGUUGGCACUUAAUAUCGAGAACCCUUUUCGAAAUGGUCCAACCUGAGGCCAACCAUUACAAGAUUACAGCAAGUGGAGCUGUUUUUAAGCCUGUUUUCGGGCUUAUUGUUGUAAACAAAUGGGUUAGUGAGGCUCUUUGGGAACCUGUUUUUGGAUUCUUUUUCACCAUUAUAGAGCCAAUGAGAGAUUUGGAAAAAAUUGAUGAUAGCCUCCACAGUUUGACAAUAUUUUCUUUAUCCCUAUAGCAAAAAUACUCAAUCACUCAUUUCUUAA